CAAGAAAUUAAAUUCGAGUGUUUGGCGAUCUUUAUUAUUGAAUAAAUAAUUGUUACUUUAGAAGUUUUGAAGUUAUUUAGCAUGGCUGAAGAUAAGGGUAUUUUUUACAACAACCGGGUUCUUCUCGGUAACUGGUAUGAAGCGACAACUUUGGAAGAAUACAAACUGAAGAAAUUCCUCAAACAAAUGGAAAAGGGUGAAAUAAUGUUGGCAAAGUACAGGAAGAUGACAGAAAAUUUGAGACGGCCAACAGUAUUGACGCAAUCAUCAAACUCAGUAAGGUUCGGGGCCAGGAUAGCCCUUCUGGCGCCUCAUGUGCCAGCGUCGGAUUCCCCGAUCGAAGACAGCAAAGGCUUGUUGCUGGGCGGACGAAUAUCUUCGGACGAAAUUAAUUACAUCCAAGACUUGGAGGACGGCUGCUCUGUAGUCUGCGCGGCGGAGGAGGUGCCGACCGAAAUGAACACUUUCAUUAUAACGAGCUCCGAUUACUGCAAAAGGGACGGGGACCCGCUGAAGUAUAAUCAGGAGUUUCUUAUGGCUUUGUCUUCUUCGAUAGCGAGGAAUAAGAAAUCGAAGAAAAUGGGGAUGACGAUGAUGAAAUUAUAUUUCCAGCCCCUAUACCUCCGUUACGACCCGAACGCGAUACCCGGGUUAUGCGGCAAGUACCCGCUGUACAUCAGUCGGCACCCUGUGACCAGCACGAGAUGGCGCGCGCUGCCAGUACAGACGCCGGAGAUCACGAGAUUCGAGAUGGAAGGACAGCCUGUGCCCGUAAAUAAGGACGUUAUCAUUAAUCAUUGCGCCACAAAUGUGAAUUUGGGAAUUAAUAUUGGCUGCUGGACGAUGGGAUUUUACGGAAAGGUAUGUUGUCCCGUCAUGAAAACGUGUUUGGAUGUUUACGGGAGGGAAACGGCGCACAAUAUCUGGCAAAUUUAUACACCAAUAGCUGACGGCGAGAAAAAAGAAUAAAAAUGUUUUAUAAACUGUUUACGUUUUACAUUUGUUACUCGCACACCAAAAAUAAAGUGAACUAAUCGGCAA
Messenger RNA from Aricia agestis (brown argus), 1041 nucleotides. Its product is annotated as cilia- and flagella-associated protein 161-like. Lineage: Eukaryota; Metazoa; Arthropoda; Insecta; Lepidoptera; Lycaenidae. The record is from RefSeq and is a predicted model, not a curated record. The coding region runs from base 82 to 969 and encodes 295 amino acids. Gene Ontology annotation, biological process: cilium assembly. The transcript is spliced from 6 exons. Gene Ontology annotation, cellular component: motile cilium.